Daphnia carinata is the source of this 5960-nucleotide messenger RNA. RefSeq names its product low-density lipoprotein receptor-related protein 2-like. Gene Ontology annotation, molecular function: protein binding; calcium ion binding. The record is from RefSeq and is a predicted model, not a curated record. The transcript has 12 exons. The coding region runs from base 393 to 5960 and encodes 1855 amino acids. Lineage: Eukaryota; Metazoa; Arthropoda; Branchiopoda; Diplostraca; Daphniidae.
GAUUGGCGAGACAAAUUUUUUUUUGUUUCCAUGUUUUUAUGGAACCGAAAAACAAAUGACUGACCUCAAAAAACACUUGAGGCGUACUACGUAACCCUUCCUUAUUCGAAUUCUUUCUUCUCUUUCAUUACAGGGCGCCAUCUACGACUGAAACGAAUGUAAUAAGAGCUGGAACUGUCUUCGAUGAGAAUUAAUCUGUUUCAGGAUACGGGCCAAGAGCGCACGUUCCUUCUUAUUUCUUCCCUAGGCACACUUAGCACGCCGCACUCGGGCUUCCCUUUAAAAUAAUUUAUUUUCCAUUAAAAGUCUUGUACCAAAAAAAAAGCUUUAUUAGUAACAUUGUUCGUGAAAUAUUUCCAUUAGGGGAACUAUACUUCUGUCAUUUUAAUUAAAUGCGUUUACUUUGGUUUGGGUUAGUUGUGCUUGUCCAACUGCCGAAUUUAAUAACAGCAGCUUGUGAUGGAAAACAAUUUGCGUGCAAAAACGGACACGGGUGUGUGGCUACUAGUCAACAUUGUGACCACGUGAUCGACUGCGAUGACGGAUCCGAUGAGUUAGAUUGCAGUUAUCCUUGUCGGAGUGCUCACAUGAAACCUUGUAGGGAUGGCCAUUGUAUUGCCAUGUACUUCUUUUGUGAUAGGGACAAUGACUGUGGAGAUUGGUCUGAUGAGCUCAAUUGCACAGGCCUGUUACCUGGUUCGACAAUGAAUUGCCCAUCAAACACAUUCCACUGUGAGGGGCAGGUAUGCAUACCCCAAAACUGGGUCUGUGACGGCAUGGAGGAUUGUUCUGAUGCAAGAGAUGAACUUCACUGCAACACAACAAUAGAGUGCAAAAGUGGAUUUCAGUGUGGAAAGGAAUGUAUAUUGAACCAGUGGGUGUGUGAUGGUGUAGCAGAUUGUGUAGAUGGAUCUGAUGAAAAAGAAUGUGGUCCUGAUGCCUACAUGAAUCACAGCUGCCUACCUGAGCAUGGUUGGUUCAGCUGUCUCAGUAAAGGUAGUAAGAAGUGUAUGCCCAUUAGCCGUGCUUGCGACGGCUAUGUCGAUUGCGAUGACGGGACUGAUGAAGGGGGACAGUGCAAUUCUACAUCUAAUUGUUCAAACAACACGCGUUGCCCGAAUGAGUGUCACAAGACUCCUCGUGGCCCUAUCUGCUCAUGCCCUCAGGGUUUUCAACUCAAUGGAACAUCUUGCGUUGAUAUCGACGAAUGUUCGAUUGAUCCACCCAUGUGCAGCCAGAAAUGCUCGAACAGCAGAGGUGGUUUUGAAUGUUCUUGUGUCGCUGGUUACACUCCUGGAACCCGAGAUAAGAAGAGUUGCGUAGCAAAUGGACCUGAGCCGAUGCUGGUUAUCACUACUGAUCGGGAUAUUCGCUACAUUUCAUUGCCUUCAAGGGAGUAUGGGCUUGUUCAGUCGGGUAUUUCUCAAGCGCAUGGCGUCGCUGGUGAUUUCGAGGAUGGCUUCGUCUACUGGAACGAGAAGAGCAAAGACAAGGCGGGCAUUUACAAAUCCAUGCUGGACGGAUCGGCUUACCAGUAUGUGGUUUCAGUUGGCGUAGAAAUGGUGGAAGAUUUGGCCAUCGAUUGGGUCGGAAGUCACGUUUACUUUGCUGAUUCCGGUCGAAAACACAUCGUUGUCUGCGAUCUUCACGGUAAAAUUUGCACCGUAGUCAUCAGUGGACAACUGGACAAGCCGCGUGCCGUGGCAGUAUAUCCAGAGGAAGGUCUUCUCUUUUGGUCUGAUUGGGGCUCUCAUCCGCACAUCGGCUCUGCUGGCAUGGAUGGAUCGAAGCGGAAGAAUAUCAUUACCACUGACAUUGUGUGGCCAAACGGCUUAGUCGUAGAUGAAACUAUCCAACGUAUAUUCUGGGGUGAUGCCAAACUUAAUCGGAUCGAAAGCUCGCGCCUUGAUGGUUCAGAUCGUAAAAUUCUUCCUGUUAAAGUCACACACCCUUACGCCCUUGACAUAUUCGAAAACACCAUCUUUUGGUGUGACCCUCUCGAGCACGAAGUCCUCUCCGUGGAUAAAUUUACUGGCAAGGAUUACAAGGUUUUGAUCAAAGAAACCUCUUUCACCCCAACUGGUAUUCACGUUCAUCAUCCAUCGAAGCAAAAUCUUCUCGCCAAUCCUUGCAGGAACAUCAUCUGCAGCCAUCUUUGUUUGCUCUCACCUUCAGUUCAAGGCUUUAGAUGCGCUUGCCCAGUAGGAAUGGUUUUGAACAAAGACAACCGUACUUGCGAUUCGAUCUCUUCACAGGAAUCUUCCAUUGUCAUCGCAACAUUUACUGACAUUUUUCGAUUGACUCACCAUCAGAUCGGCAAGGAUUCCAUCACCCGUCUGCCUACGCGUAACGUAGAGAACAUUGGGGCCCUGGCCUUCAACCCGUUAGGUCAUUCGAUCGUCUACAGUGACACGAGUCAAAGGACCAUUUACUCCAUGCAUUUGGAAACAUAUCGGCAAGAGGUCCUUUUCGAAAAUGCUGAUAUGGUUGAAGGAUUGGACGUCGACCCAUUCACGGAGAAUAUUUACUGGACGGAAGUAACUCGAGGCACUGUCUCGAUUGGUCAUAAGAAUCACAAUGGCGUCUACGAACGAUUGGUCUUGGCACGAGAUCUCCACAGCCCUAAAGGUAUCACCAUUGCAUCUGAAUUCGGUUUGAUGUUCAUCGUUGAAGGACGCAUCAGCCACGUCAUCAGUGUUUGGCAUAUGGACGGUAGUUCUCGGCAGAAACUGGUUCGAGUUUACGGCACGAUUUCGGCGAUGGCUUUCGAUGGCAAACAUCUCUACUUCAGCGACUCUCUUCGUGGAACAAUUGAACGCAUCGAAGUCGACGGUCAAAACCGAACCAUUCUCCGCUCUCAUCUUGGAACCCCGGUUGCGAUGGACGCCAGUACCGAUUCUGUUUUCUGGUUGACGCAGUUCUCUACUCGCAUCAGCUGGCUUAACAAGCAAGAACCGAAAACGAUGCGUGGAUUCGUCAUUGAUGCUGCCGACGAUAUUUCUGUCCAGUACCGCCUGAUGUCCGUCGUAGAUCAAUUCGAUUUUAGCCACGAACAUGUUUGUCUGGGUCAUUCUGGAAGUUGCAGCGAUAUUUGUGCACCGACGCCGAGUGGAGCCACUUGCUUGUGCCCAUUGGGUAAAGCAUUGGGAGAAGAUCAGCAUAUCUGCAAUUCAGUCAACUGUGUUGGCGACCAAUGGUUUAAAUGUCAAUCCGAAUGUAUUCCUGCCAAAUAUCGAUGUGAUGGAGUUAACGAUUGUCGUCUCGGUGAAGAUGAAUUGCAGUGCCGCAAUGCCACAACGGAAGUCGGAUGCAGCAGUACUCAAUUUCAGUGCAAGAAUGGUGGGUGUGUCUCUAUGCAUUUCUACUGUGAUGGAGAUGCUGAUUGUCAAGAUCGUUCUGAUGAACCUGAAACCUGCCCUCCUUACGAAUGUUUAUUGGACAGCGAAUACGCCUGUCCUAAUCAACAUCACUGUAUUCCACGUUCUGCCAUGUGUGAUGGACAACCGGAUUGUAUAGACAAAUCGGAUGAAGCUAAUUGCACCAGCACUCAUUCGAUGUGUUCGGCAACCCAGUUUUAUUGCCAGCAGAGUCGACUUUGCAUUCCCUUAACUUGGGUUUGUGAUAGAGACCCGGAUUGUGAACACGGCGAAGAUGAAGAGACCAAUUUCUGCGCUAAUGCUAAUCGGAAACCGAUGUGUCCAAUCAACUAUCUUCGUUGCCCUCAACGUCCUGAUUGUAUGCCCAGAAUGGCCCUCUGCAACAGUAUUGCUGAAUGCGAACAUGGCACAGAUGAGGAACUUUGUGCUAAGCUGAACGAGUCCGCCACUGAGAAAAUUAAAGAACCAGAGAUAGAAUGCUCGUCAAAUCAAUACAGCUGCUUCUUGGGUUCAAAUGAAUGCAUCCCCAUGUCAUCAAGAUGCGAUUGUGCAUUUGAUUGCAAGUUUGGCGAAGAUGAAGAAGGCUGCGAAAAUCAACCAUUGUCAUGCAAGAAGGAUCUUUUCAGGUGCCCGAAUGAGAUGCGUUACAUCAACAGUUCGUGGGUUUGCGAUGGUCUGUCAGAUUGUUCCAACAGCGCCGAUGAAGAACCGUCUCUUUGUCUUACAAACACAUCCACUUCAACUGAUAAAUCUAGCCUUCCUGUUAGGGAUCCUGAUUUCUAUUUGUGUUCAGAAGAUGAGUUUCAGUGUAUCGAUGGUCAGUGUAUACCAGAAAGCCUGGUUUGCGAUGGCGAACGCCAAUGCCCCGAUGGCACUGACGAAGGAUCUGGUUGCACUCAUUCAUGUCAGAACAAUGGUCAUUGCCCACAGAUUUGCAUUCCUGGUCCAAGAGAACCAACAUGCCAGUGUGAGGUGGGUUAUGAAUCGCUUAACAAGGGCCAUCAGUGCGUUGAUGUCGACGAGUGUGCAUCUGAGAAUAAGUGCUCCCAAUACUGCAACAACACUAAAGGAGGCUAUCGUUGUUCUUGUUCGUCUGGAUAUACUUUGGAACUUGAUCAGCACACGUGUAAAGCUGCCAAUGGUCGCCCAAUGUUGAUUAUUGCAACAAAUCAUCAUGCUGAAAUUCUACUCAACAGUGAUGGUGCUUCUAGUCGUCUGCUAGUCCAAUCAACCCCCGCCAUGAAGGGUAUUGCUUACCAUGACAAGCUCUCAUCAUUUUAUUGGAUCACUGCCGAGGGUGUUAGCAGAAGUAACAAUGGCGGACAGUCACUUAUCUACAGAAUCAAGGAUCUUUUGCCAAGCGGAAUAGCUCUGGAUAAAACCACUGGAAAUAUUUACUACAGCGCUGUGAAGAAUGUAACCCGAAAUGGUCAAGAUCAAUCCGUUAUUAGGGUCAUUGCUAAAUCGCUGGAGGCUGACGUGAAUAUCAUUACCACCCAGUCAAUCAUCACCGACAUUGCCCUGGAUAGUUUGAAGGGUUUAUUGUUUUGGUCAGAGCAUACGAAACCUUCCAUUGGGCGUAUCGUACGUGCUACUAUGGACGGGCGAUCUACAAUGUGGCUUUACUCUAUCGACAAGAUUAUGUAUCCUACCGCAAUCACUUUGGAUCAAAUCAAGUCGCGCAUCUACUGGGCUGACAUCACACUUCGUUCGAUUUCCAGUUGUGAUUACAAUGGUAUGAAGCAAAGGCACGAAGUUGCCAUUACAAGUGGGCAGCCGUUGUCACUGACCUUCUUCGAAAAUCGUCUUACCUGGAGUGUCCACGAUCAAGACGUCCUUUACAGUCAGACGAUCAAAGGAAAUUCCAUUUCACAGCAUCAUCUGAAUGAACGAGUCAGUCACAUCAUUACUGUCCAUUCUGUUUUGGAACCAGAGUUGCCGAAUCACUGCGCAUUCUCUCCUUGCAAUAAUGGAAUUUGCGUGCUUAAAAACAGUUCCAGCUUCACGUGCCAUUGUCCGAUUGGUGUCACCGUUGUUUCAUCCAAUCCGUUCAAGUGUUCCGGUAAAUCUCCUGAAGUGGUCACUGUCGUGCCGAGCACCGAAGCUGGGCUCAAUCCGGAUUAUACUGAAUCUCCAUCCAGCCCCGGUGUAACAGUCGCUUCGAUUCUCAUCUGCCUCACUGUGUUGACCAUCUUGGCUGUUUUGGGCUGGAUUUAUUACCGUAGAUGGCGUCGCACGAUUGGAUCACCUCUUAAGUUUCGUUUCCGCAAUGCUCUGGGAUUGACUGAGGAAAGCACGGCUUGGGAAGAAAGUGUGGAUUAUGGCGACCGUAAGAGGUUGUUUAUCAAGUCGGAUGACCCAGAUGACAAUGGAUGUGGACCACAGGUGAUGGUUGAUCAGAAUGAUAACCGAACAACCGCAUCGGGAGUUCCCAAUCGACCUCCUGUAAAUUCUAGUUACUCAAGCCUUCCAUCCAUGCAGCCAUCUCUGGUUAAGAGCCAUCCGGUGGAAGAGCAUCAACCGCAACAGCUUUUACCCGCAUCGUAUUCAAUGAAGGAUCAGCUUUUAGCCAGCGAGUUGUGA